AUGGAGGAGACACCACAGCAUUGCCUGUCCAGAUUGCCAGACAACUCUGCCCUGAAGCAGCAGGAGUUACCCGCCCACCGGCUGUAUUUCACGGCCAGGAGAGUCCUCUUUGUCUUUUUCACAACAGGAAUAUUCUGCCUUUGUAUGGGCAUCAUCCUUAUAUUGUCUGCAAGGAGCACUCAGGAAAUAGAGAUUAAUUACACAAGAAUAUGUGCAAAUUGUGCAAAACUGCGGGAAAAUGCCUCUAAUUUUGACAAAGAAUGCACCUGCUCUAUUCCCUUUUACCUUUCAGGAAAAAUGAUGGGUAAUGUUUAUAUGUACUACAAAUUGUAUGGCUUCUAUCAGAACCUGUAUCGAUAUGUUCGAUCCAGAAGUAAUAGACAACUGGUGGGCAAAGAUGUAAAAGCUGUUGAGGACUGUGCCCCAUUUAAAAUGUCCGACAAUAAGACCCCCAUCGUUCCUUGUGGUGCUAUUGCCAACAGCAUGUUCAAUGACACCAUAAUUCUUUCACACAACAUUAAUUCAUCUGUACAAAUCAAAGUGCCGAUGCUAAAGAGUGGACUUACGUGGUGGACAGAUAAGUAUGUCAAAUUUCAGAAUCCAAGUUCCAAGAAUCUUGCUGAUGAAUUUAGAGGAACCACAAAGCCUCCAAACUGGCCCAAGCCUAUCUAUGACUUGGAUAAAAAGGAUCCAAGAAACAACGGCUUCCUCAAUGAUGACUUCAUUGUGUGGAUGCGGGCAGCUGCCUUUCCCACUUUCAAAAAACUGUAUGGUCGACUCAAUCGAACACACCAUUUUAUAGAAGGCUUGCCUGCUGGUAAUUACAGUUUCAACAUAACCUAUAACUUCCCAGUGACCAGGUUCCAAGGAGAAAAAUCAGUUGUUCUCUCCACCCUGACAUGGUGUGGGGGUAAUAGCCUUUUCUUAGGUCUUGCCUACACAGUGACAGGAGCUAUAACAUGGUUGGUCUCCUUUGCCAUGAUGGCAAUUCACAUCACACUGAAAAACAAGCAAAUGUCCUUCUUCCAUCAGUAA
Molecule: messenger RNA, 1035 nt
Organism: Mandrillus leucophaeus (drill)
Lineage: Eukaryota; Metazoa; Chordata; Mammalia; Primates; Cercopithecidae
Product: cell cycle control protein 50C
Exons: 7
Coding region: 1-1035 (344 amino acids)
Biological process (GO): phospholipid translocation
Cellular component (GO): Golgi apparatus; endoplasmic reticulum; plasma membrane
Source: RefSeq, a predicted model, not a curated record